This is a messenger RNA of Cladocopium goreaui, 666 nucleotides long. Lineage: Eukaryota; Dinophyceae; Suessiales; Symbiodiniaceae. The record is from the annotation of a GenBank genome assembly.
AUGGCUCUCGUGCCCCGCGUGCCAUUUCAGAAGCUCCACCCUUCACAAUUGCCAGGAGUCAAGAGCCUGGUACGACCCAGGGACGUGAGGGUCGCAGCGGUGCAAUGCUCCUCCAAAAUGGGCAGCAAAGAGGCUGUGAAGGAGAACGCUGCCAAGAUGGAGACGCUGGCGCGUCGCGCGGCAGGCAAAGGAGCCAAGAUCAUUGUCUUCCCUGAGGCGUCACUCACUGGGUACACCUCCCAGCCCUUUCUCCACAACUGGCACCGACCGGAACGCGGCUUGCAAGCGCGUUUCGCUGGAAUCAAUCCUAAGGGCAUCGUGCCCAGGCUGGAGUCUCCGAUUCAGGACAAGGACUUUGAUGCUUUGCUGGACAACAUGGACCUGAGUCGAGAUGGCACAAUCCACUGGCACGAGGUCAUGCAUAGCGAAGGCUUCGAACAGUUACCCAAAGACGUGAAGAAAAAGUUCCAGAAAGCAUUUGUUCGCGCUGACCGCGACGAGGACCUGGUAUUGACCUUGGAGGAGUUCAAGCAUUUCUACCGGGACACCGAGCGGAUCAUGCAGGAGCGGGACCUGAAACUGGUGAACGAAGCAAGGGCUCGCUUGGAAGCAAAGAAAAAGGCCACGGCUGAGGCCGAGGCCCAACAAAAAGGAAAAGAACUCUGA